CGCUAUGGGAUGAUCGAUUAAGCAUGUGCUAGUAGUGUGGAGAUUUGUUGUCGUGCCUAUCGUAAGGCAGUUUCGCCCCUCUUAGAAACCCGCGCAAUAACCUCUGGACUGAUUCUUGUCUCAAGGAAUUGAUGAACCAGGGAAAUGGAGAAUGAUAUAGGUUUUGUAGCCGCUGUAGAGGAAGCAAAAGCCGGCGCUCAGGAAGGUGGUGUUCCCAUUGGAGCUGCUUUGGUUUCAAAAGAUGGAAAGAUAUUGGGCCGUGGGCACAAUAUGAGAUAUCAAAAUGGUAGUGCCAUCCUUCACGGUGAAAUGUCGGCGCUUGAAAAUGCUGGCAGACUACCGGGCUCAGCGUACAAGGGAUCCACCAUGUAUACCACCCUCUCACCAUGCGACAUGUGCACCGGCGCCUGUAUCAUGUAUGGCGUAGCGCGAGUUGUUAUCGGAGAGAACGAAACGUUCCUUGGCGGUGAAGACUACCUCAAAAAGCGAGGCAUCGAGGUCAUCAACCUCAACAAUUCAGAGUGUAAGCAGUUGAUGGCCCAAUUCAUUCACGAUAAGCCCCAGCUCUGGUAUGAAGAUAUUGGCGAAUAAGCAUAACGCGUUCAAGUAUAUGUCCGCUGAACAGCAUCUCAGAUGUGUAGUGAGUGGAAUGUAUUUAAAUAGACCGUUUUCAUUCCCGAAUGAUGAUUUUUUAUAUGGAAUGGCAGCUC
Xylona heveae TC161 is the source of this 710-nucleotide messenger RNA. Its product is annotated as cytosine deaminase. Gene Ontology annotation, cellular component: cytoplasm; nucleus. NCBI's taxonomy places the organism in Eukaryota, Fungi, Ascomycota, Xylonomycetes, Xylonales, Xylonaceae. Bases 145 to 591 code for a protein of 148 amino acids. The record is from RefSeq and is a predicted model, not a curated record. The transcript has 3 exons. Gene Ontology annotation, molecular function: diaminohydroxyphosphoribosylaminopyrimidine deaminase activity.